AUGUCACAUAUAUACUACCAACCGCCUGAUGAGGCCAUUCAAGAAGAUUAUGGCUCCGACGAGGGGCCAGCUAACCACGGCGAAGGCAAAGACUGGGACGAAACCGAGUUGGAACUGUGCGGUGCCAUUCGAACAAACAUCACCUCCCCGUGUGACCUCACUGGCGAAGUCCAUCCCAUCCUCAGCAACUGGAUCCCAGCACCAUCAACACCCAGCGACGAUGGCCCCUCCGAUGAGGUCCUCAUCCCGGAACUCCACCAACCCCUGCUACUCGCCAGCCGCAUCCUCGAGCGUGAGGCCUUGCCCUGGUUCUCAGACUUCUUCAUAGAGGAUAUAUUCUCCCCUUCCUACGCCGGCUAUCUGCGCCCCUUUGUCGAAAACGACCGGCAAAAGGACCAAGACAAAACCCCCUUGGUCAUUGUCCGCCAUCACAAAGCCCGUUGGGCCACACCUGCAAUGCGCCAGUACUGGUGUCAGCUUGCUGCCGAGAAGCUUCGGAGCGAGGAGCUCACCAGCCGGGUUAGAUGGAGUUUAGAUGACAGCAUUGUACACACCAAACGGGCGUAUGGAUAUACACCCCGGUAUCCUCACACUCCUGGGGAAAAGCACAAGAUCGACUUGCCUGACUUGAUCAUUGAGUAUGACAAGCUAGCCAAGUUGAGAGGGGAAAAGGGGAGGACUCUGACGGUGCUUCUCAUGAGGCCGUUCGCGAGGAGGUUGUAUGACCUGAGGGUGAUGGGGGGACGAGGUCGGGAGGAAUACUGCAGGACGGCGUUUAUGGCUGCUGUUACCAUGCUUCAUGAACUUGCCCAUGUCAUUUACUGGCAGGACUUCCGGGCUAUGAACAGACGUUUAUACGAGCCGUUCUACGGGGGGGAUCUAGAAAUGGAACUGGGCGACAGUUUGAUCGCGUCAAUUUUUGGAGGUUGGACGCCGGUGUUAGUCAACUGGACUCCUGGGUGGCAUUUCAACCCAACAUUUCAAGACGGUAUCGCAUGGUGCCAGUGCUUGAACUGGGACUAUCAUACGAAGAGGCCGCGGUACAGGGCUCAUUACUCCAUACGCGUGGACUAG
Podospora anserina S mat+ is the source of this 1074-nucleotide messenger RNA. RefSeq lists its product as uncharacterized. The coding region runs from base 1 to 1074 and encodes 357 amino acids. The transcript is spliced from 3 exons. NCBI's taxonomy places the organism in Eukaryota, Fungi, Ascomycota, Sordariomycetes, Sordariales, Podosporaceae. The record is from RefSeq and is a predicted model, not a curated record.